Molecule: messenger RNA, 1053 nt
Organism: Laccaria bicolor S238N-H82
Lineage: Eukaryota; Fungi; Basidiomycota; Agaricomycetes; Agaricales; Hydnangiaceae
Exons: 8
Coding region: 1-1053 (350 amino acids)
Source: RefSeq, a predicted model, not a curated record
AUGCCAACUGCUCGCAAGACUUAUGCUGAUACUCACAAUCACACUGGACGUACAUCCUCCAACAAGGAGAAUGCAGUGGCUGUCAUGCAGGAGAAGGAUCGCCUUGAAAAGGAAAAGGAAAAAAAAUUCACUUCUCAUACAGUCACAUCAAAACUUGCAGAACUGGCUGCCUGUGCAAGCAGGAUUCCACCAGCCCCUGUUCUGGUUCCUGCAACAGUUUCACAUGGUCAAUCCACCCAACGCCAACCACCUCCAUCUCACCUCGAGUCUCCCUCGCACUCUCAGACACCCUCAUGCUCCCAGUCGCACUCACACUUGGGCACCCCCUCACACUCAUGCUUGGGCUCAUACUCCCGCUCCCGCUCUCACCCUCCAUCCCAAUCCAACUCAUGCUCCCUCUCUCGCACUGCUACAUCUGCACCAGGACUUCGCUCAGGUUCCCCGCAGUCCGGCAAAAAGCGUGCUCACUUGCUUGACAAUGAUGGUGAUGAAGACGAGGAGGACGAGGAAGCUGAUCAUCACCAUGAUCUGACUCCGGCUGUUGUCCAUGCUCAGAAACUCACCAAUGACAAUUCGCAACCCAAAGCUAGAGACUAUGACACCUGGAAGCUUGCAAAUGAUGACUCAGGUAUGGAGCACCUGAUUCUUGAUUCCGACAUCGCAAAAAUUAUCAAGGCUCAUGGAUCUCAAGCCCGCGGCAAGGCCAAGUCCAAGACCCAGUCCUUGGUCGAAGUUCUUUACGGGUUCGAUUCAGGUUGUGGCAAAUCAGCGAUAAAAAAAAACUGCGAUAAGGCUGAAUGCCUUAAGCUUGAAAAGGGCUUUGUUUACAAGGAACUCGAAGACCUCAAUGAUCCUGAGAGUCAUCGCAAGGGGAUGUACCAGCACCCCAUCAUUCAAAAAGCCAUCAAUUGCAUGUGGUUCAAAAACCGACGUGACGAAGGAAUUCUCUUUGAGACUUUUUUCAAAGGCAUGCCCCUUCCAGCAAUUGCGCUUCUCUUGACUGCAAUUGAAGCCAAUAUUGAUGAAUGGCUGACCGGAAUUAGUAGUGUUUAA